This is a messenger RNA of Salmo salar (Atlantic salmon), 3569 nucleotides long. RefSeq names its product CXXC finger 4. The record is from RefSeq and is a predicted model, not a curated record. Gene Ontology annotation, cellular component: nucleus. Lineage: Eukaryota; Metazoa; Chordata; Actinopteri; Salmoniformes; Salmonidae. Gene Ontology annotation, molecular function: methyl-CpG binding; zinc ion binding.
UUCUACGCGGGAGCCAUGCAUUUGUGGCCAUCGGGAGGGAUUUACAGCCUAAUCGUGAUGAAUCCCCGUGGUGGCACGCGCAGGUCUUCGUAAUUAUGGAAGUCGUUCUAACCCAGAGGGGAGAAAAAAACCACCCUGAUAGGAGGCAUUUUAUCUUCAUCACUGGACCGCUCAAUUCCAAUUAAUUUGACAAGAUUUCCCUCACGCGAAGCGCAAAUCCCUAUUAAAAGACGCAUACUGUAAAUGACAACCCUCUAAACGCUUCGCGUGUCCGAAUGAAAUAGAAGAGGAGAGAAAGGGAACGACAAAAGGUUAAGACGCAGCUUCCCAGUUAUUUCCCGGCAGAGCGCCCUAAGCCACAGUCAUUGGCCCUAAGCCAGCCCCCUCCCGAGUGCGCCUAGUGUUUCUAUAGUCAUUUCUAACCAAUGAUCAGUAGGUGUCCACAUCCUAGCGUCCUCACCUCAGCACCAAUCAGCCACACACAGCGACAGGAGACAGCACGGCGCUAACAGUAGGCAGCCACACACAAUACACCUCGGACCAAGGAGAGGAAACACCUACAACGCACCGUUAUUUCCCCCCCUACAGCGCCGUGGUUUUAUAAUAAUAAACCGGUUUUUUUUAUUAUAAAAGCUCGAUAGGCUAUCGCUUUAAGUUUGCUAUUUUUCUACUUUUUUCUCAUGCCAGGAAAAUAAGUCUGUAAAAAUGCUCCUUUUGUUUUGAGCGCUCUUUUUCAGUGUGGCUGUGCUCUUCCCACAUCCUCGCGUUAUUUUUAUCUCCAUCGCGCCUUGCGGUAAUGUGCCGCUCUGUGUUGGCAGCAGACUGCUAGGCGUCUGGAAUCUCUUCUCGCCAGGAACCUGGUAGUGCUGGAGGAGACAGAAGCAGGAUGGUAACAUAUUGUUGGUGGUAACCAGCAGCUUCUAGUUUGACGAAGGCCACCGUUGACGGCGACCCCGGACUCUUCCCCAGUGAACCCUGCUCAACCGUCCUCCAGCCAUGUCUAAUAUAAACAAUGCUCUCUGCAUUGAGAACGGACAGAACGCAGACGUUUCUCUCUUACAAAAGGAUAACCUUCAGAACCUGCAGAACCUGCAGAACUUGCAGAACCUCCAGGAUGGUGGAUUAAGCCAGCUUUUGGAUUAUAACGCAGAGAUGGAACGGUACCGCUCUUUCGCAAACUUUUACAAAACCAACGGCGCGUUCGGCCAGACGUCCAAGAUCGCCCGCAUCACGACACCCAUUUUCCCCAGUGCCCGGAUAGGCAUGUCCCCGUGGAACUGCGAUAACGCCAUGCUCUGGGGGAGGAAAUCGGCGACAAUAAACCCUAAUAGGACCAGCAUGCACAGGAAUGACUCCCAGAGGCCGGGGAAGCAUGGCGUGCCGCCAGAAACGCUACAGCAAAUGGCAAAUAAUAAUUUCCUCUCUACCUUAUCCCCCGAACACUGCAGACCUUUAGCGGGAGAAUGCAUGAACAAGCUGAAAUGCGGCGCCGGCGAAGCAGAGAUAAUGAAUCUCCAGGAACGUGUCGGAACUUUUUCCGCCAUUCCGGCUUUAGGGGGCAUCUCAUUACCUCCCGGGGUCAUCGUCAUGACAGCCCUUCACUCCCCCGCAGCCUCGGCAGCCGUUACAGACAGUGCGUUUCAAAUUGCCAAUCUGGCAGACUGCCCACAGAAUAAUUCCUCAGCGUCCGGCGGGAACCCGGCGAAGAAGAAAAGGAAGCGGUGCGGGGUGUGCGCGCCCUGCCGGCGGCUAAUCAACUGCGGCGUGUGCAGCAGUUGUCGGAACCGUAAGACGGGCCACCAGAUCUGCAAGUUCAGGAAAUGUGAGGAGCUGAAAAAGAAACCCGGCUCGUCGCUGGAGGUAGGUCCGUGUUUUCCUAGACUGGUCCCUGAUCUGUUGACAAAGACCUUAGGCGUUGGCUAUACAGCCUGGGACCAGAGGACACCAGUCAACAAUGGCGAGGCAUUCCGGUGGUUCUUUUAGAGUGCCCGACCUUAGUGACAUCAACAUGCGGUCAGAGGUCCAGUUUGAACUCUGAUGACAUCACUGCAGGAAGCACUGGGGGUUCAGAGAACCCAAACAACCUCGCAGUUUUUAAACCAAGAGGAAGAAACUCUAAAAAGAUGAAACGAUAAACAUUAUGGUGUUGGUUUAACUCUGUAAUUUCCUUUCCUGUGUAAUUAUUGUACCUUUUGACAGUAUCAUAAUGUCUAUUUUCGGUGUAUAUGAAUGUGUUUCAGUGUCAUUUGGCUGUAAAGUUUACAGUCAAUCUUAUGUAAAGGACUCAAUAGACAAUCAUCACCAAUAAGUCAACAACAAAGAUGGCCGCUGCUGGGAUUGAUCAUGUGAUCGUCACACACAACCUUGGAGCAAUAAUCUUUAAUGUUGAUUAUUCUGCUUGUGUUUUCCCGUUAUUUCCGUUUUCAAAUUAUUAUAUCAAAGCUGAAUAAUUUUUUAUUAAAUAUGUCAUUUUUGUUUAAUGCUUGCAUUUCCUGUUUGUGUGUGUGCCUCUGACUGAGGGAAACUAUAAGGUCCUCUUUGGUAAAUGUGAUGUAUCAUAUAAGUGACACACAAUGCCAGAGAGAACGGCAUUAUUAUUUAGAUGCUUUCAUUUGGGGUUUCUUUCAGUUUUUGUCCAGCACGUUACGAAACAGGGCACAUUGUCUUGUGUAGCGAGUUGUACUUUUUUGGAAAACAAAAAGGAGCAUCGUUGUGUUACAGUUACUGCACAAAGUGGUGGUUGCGAGCCAGACUGCGUUUCUCUGUGGUUUCGAUACGCUUCAAAGAUGGUGUUAUGAUUAGCUUUUUCAUGUAACUGUUUGGCCACCUCCUGGUUUUUAUUUGAAAUACAGAAGGUCAUCUUAUGGGUAACACUAUACUUAAAUCCUGCAGAUAUAAUGCUUAAUUACUUAUAUCCUGCAGGUAUAAUGCUUCAUUGCUUGUUUAUAAGCAGGUAUAAUGCUUUUGCUUGUUAUUAGCAGGUAUAAUGCUUUAUUACUUGUUAUAAGCAUGUAAUAUCCGUUACAAUGUCUUGAGGUUUAUGAUAUAUACUUGCGGACUAAGUAAAGUGUUACCGUUAUUACACCCAAGCUGUCUAAAAGGUCAUUAAUAAUACUAGUAAAGUAAUUCUGAGGUUAAAUUAACAUUAAAAUUGAAUAUUAAGUCAACAGUACAGUUUACAUAUCUGACAACGGUUAUAUACAAUAUAACUGAUAUAUGUUCACUGUGAGUAUGUCUGACUACAGCUAUUCUGGAAGUACGGGACUUUCCAUACCUUUCUCCUGCAGAGACCACAAUAACAAAUGCAGUAGUCUGUUGAGCUGAAGCAAAAAGUGAACACAUUCCAAAAACUACAAAAAUUAUUCAAUAAAUUACUCAUUGUCUUCAAAACCCUAUUGUUGCAUGUGUAAAUGUGUUUUGGUUUUAAAGAUUAACAAGAAUUUGUAUAUUGUUGUUGUGAUGCUUUUAUGUGUUCAAAUAAAAAAAGGACUAAAAAAAAAUAUUUUGAAUGUCGACGAAUAACGCAACAUUUUUAUCCUCACAUUGUACAAUUAAAUAUUGGAUUAUGA